AUGGCCAUAUACUGGCUGCUGUCAUUCGUUUGCCUGUUAGCAUCCACUGCGGCUGCGCAGGACCACUCAGGAGGCAACAUCAUGGAUGCAACCGCCACCAAAAGUGUCACUGAGACGGUCACUAAAUACCUAUCUCAAUGCAGCAUCACUUUUACCCCAUUCGAGCCACCGACUACGACACUUUCUGGCACUACUACAGUCACCAGCACACUUCAGUCUACCAUCUCCGUCACCGUAGCUAAUGUGACUAAUGCCACGAGCGUUGGUCCCAUUGGUCUAACCACGAUCCAGCCCACCAUCAAUUAUACCGUAUUCAGCUCAUAUUCCGCGGCAGGAACUGGUGGCUACCCGUAUCCUAUGGCUAACUCCUCUACACCCCCUGCGAAUACCACGAAAGUGCCUUGCUCUACAGCGACAGUAACUGUCACGCCUCUCAGUAGCUCGAUUUCCCAUAGCAUUACUCCUGUUCAUGGGUCCUCCUCCACAGCGGCAGCCAGUGUAUCCCCGACUCAGAUACCAGUCAGCGAGUCUUCUACAAUGGGAUACGAUACGAUCAUGCGGAACGUCGUGGGAUUACUGGGAAUUGCCUUGAUGCUGACAGUUGGCUUCCUCUGA
Annulohypoxylon truncatum is the source of this 615-nucleotide messenger RNA. RefSeq lists its product as uncharacterized. The record is from RefSeq and is a predicted model, not a curated record. The transcript has 2 exons. NCBI's taxonomy places the organism in Eukaryota, Fungi, Ascomycota, Sordariomycetes, Xylariales, Hypoxylaceae. The coding region runs from base 1 to 615 and encodes 204 amino acids.